Messenger RNA from Pungitius pungitius (ninespine stickleback), 5852 nucleotides. Its product is annotated as hyccin 2-like. The transcript has 13 exons. The coding region runs from base 360 to 2246 and encodes 628 amino acids. Gene Ontology annotation, biological process: phosphatidylinositol phosphate biosynthetic process; protein localization to plasma membrane. Gene Ontology annotation, cellular component: plasma membrane. Lineage: Eukaryota; Metazoa; Chordata; Actinopteri; Perciformes; Gasterosteidae. The record is from RefSeq and is a predicted model, not a curated record.
CGGCGUGGAGGGAUCAUUCCGAGGAGUAGCUUCACCGAGAGAGAGAGAGACACAGAGAGAGAGAGAGAGAGAGAGAGAGAGACACAGAGACACACAGAGAGAGAGAGAGAGAGAGAGAGAGACAGAGACAGAGCGGGGCCAUUUAUAAGAGAGACACUCGACCUGGGUGACCGCCCUGAGCAAACGCCUCCCUGACUUCCACCAAUUCGAGUCACCGCGACACAUCAGCGUAAGCGGCUCCGGUCCGGGUGACCUUCUUGACAGAUGUGUGACACUGCAGAGAACCAUUUGCCUCUCCCAGUGGAGAUCUGAGUUCUGGUACACUGAGGCAGCCAAGGGGGGGGGUGUCUCUGAGGAAAAUGCUGGGUUCAACGCGUGGCGUUGUUGAAGAAUGGCUCUCAGAAUUCAAGUCCUUACCAGAAAAGAGCAUCCCCAGCUACGCCGACAGCCUUCAUCUGAAGAAGGCCCUAGUGACAGCUCUCUACAGAGUCAUCCAGGACACCAACAGCGAGCUGCUGGAGCCUGUCUGCCACCAACUGUUUGAAUUGUACCGGAGCUCUGAGGACCGCCUUCGCCGCUUCACCCUGCAGUUCCUGCCCGAGCUGGUGUGGGUAUAUCUGCGUGUCACAGCCAGCAGGGAUCGCCAGAGCAACGGGUGCAUUGAGGCCCUCCUGUUGGGCAUCUAUAACCUGGAGAUUGUUGACAAAGAUGGCAACAGCAAGCUCCUCUCCUUCACAAUCCCUUCUCUGUCCAAACCGUCAAUAUAUCACGAGCCUUCUAGCCUGGGGUCCAUGGCAUUGACGGAGGGGGCUCUCUGUCAACAUGACCUGAUCCGUGUGGUGUACAGCGGCCUCCACCCGCAGAGGGAGACCUUCACUGCUCAGAACAGGUUUGAAGUGCUGUGUUUCCUCAUGCUCUGCUACAACUCCGCGGUCGUCUACAUGCCCCUAUCUUCCUAUCAGUCGGUCUGCAGGAUGAGCUCACGGCUGUGUGUAUGCGGCUUCCCCCGGCAGCAGCAGAAGCUCUGGAGGGAACCGUGCAACCGCGUGCUGCUGGACCCUGAGUUUAUGGUUCAGAUGCUGACUGGUGUGUACCACGCCAUAUACAAUGGAGAGUGGGAGAUGGGACGGGAAGCUCUGGAGGAUAUUCUGUACAGAGCCCAGCUGGAGCUCUACUCCCAGCCUCUCUUGCUGGGCAACGCCAUGAAGAGCUCACUGCCGGACAACGCGCCGGAUGCGCCGCGCGGGCGCAAAGUGCUCCAGGUGGAGGUGACGCCCACCAUCAGCCGCAUCUCCAUCUCAGCCAUCACCACUGCCUCCAUACGGCGCCACCGCUGGAAGAGAGAGGAUUGUUUUGACUACUCAACCGCAGCAGAUUUGAGCCUCAUCGUCAACCCUCAUAGCCUCGCCCAGCACCACCGCCAACACCGCCACAGCCAACACCACCCUUCCUGGGAACCCACAACCAAAGAGGAUAGAGAAGGGCGGCCUCACAGCUACCACUACAGCAGCAGCAGCAGCAUCAUUCCUCCCAUCACAUUUGAGGACGGCGACGGGAUGAGCGGCGGGGAAGAUUCGUUCAACAUCAACGACCCGGAUGAAGGUUUCUCCUCCGGAGCGUCCAACAGCAGCCAGCCCAGCGGCACCAAGGCGGGCGGCAGCAUGGGGCCGAGGGGCAGCCUGAACAGCAGCAGCAGCAUCAAGAAAGCCAUCACAGCACGACUGUCUCGGGAGAAAGAUCGGGAGAAAGAUCGGGAGAGGGAAAGGGAGAAGGAGAGGGAGAAGGAGAAGGAGAGGGAAAGGGAAAGGGAAAAGGAAAAAGAGAGGGAGGCGGUGGCGGAGGUGGAAAAACAGGUGGCGUUGUCAGCUGAUCACCAGGCUGCGGUGAGGAGGCACCACCAGAGGCAGCAGUCGCCCCCAGCUAGCAUCACCUUGGAGGCCAUCCACCUGAGCCCCAUAAAGAAGCACCUCAGCUUCCCCGUGGCGCCCGCGUUGGUGCGGACUGAGAGCACCGCCUCCAGCAAGUCCUUUGACUGCAUGAAUCUCAGCCUGAACGGAGGCGGCGAGGAACGAGACAAGGAGGAGGGCGCUCCAGCCGCCGGCUCCCACCGCCACUCCACCAUCAGCCUGAAGGAGGAGCACCUGAUCAGGCAGGAGGACGCCGAGGACAACCAGUCUCCUGGAGCUCCUCUCACCAAGCAGUCCCGCUCGCCCAGUUUCAACAUGCAGAUCAUAUCACAGGUCUAACGUGCAGGAUGCGACACACACACACACACAUACACACACACACACACAAUACUUGUUCAUUACACUCAGUGCUGCAGAUUUUCUCUGCAGCUUUCAACAAUCAUUUGUGUGUGUGUGUGUGUGUGUGUGUGUGUGUGUGUGUGCGCGCGCGUGCUCUCUAGAGCUGUGGUCUCCAUCUAUUGAACACUCUGUGACUUGCAGUCGUUGCUGGUGGGUUUAGCGUUACUGAAAAGGGAGAAGUGCUCUCUGCUAUAGACUCCAGUCCAGCAUGUCACUGCAUCCUCCGCCUGACCAAGCGGAGCAUUCCUCACAGAAACUUUCCUCGGGGAGGAGGGGGGGUUAAAACGUCAAGAGGGAGGGUAAAGAUGCCGCGCUGGCUGUGAGAGAUGCGCGUGUGUGUGUCAGAAAUUUUGAGUUCCUGACUGAAUCAGUCAAAAUGAAUCUGCAAUAACACUUACUCAUGUUUGAGAAGAGUGGGGAUUAUUGUUCUUUCUCUUCAUUCCUUCCCCUUUCAUUCCCGGGCUCACGUGCAAUCGAUUCUGCUGGUUAUCUUCUUGGUCAUUUGUUGUUCUUAGUAAGACAUGGAAUUUUCAUUUCAAUUCAUUAAGAGCAUCCAUGUCUUUUUUUUUCUUUUUUUUUAUCACGACCCAAAGAAGGUAAAAUUAGUGUCUCUUUGACAGAGAUUUAGCAAGAAUCGGUCUGACCAAAGUGAUUCUCUAGUUUUUGCCCCUGACCAUUAUUUUGUUCUCUAAUUGGAUCUCUCGCAUCAGACUUGUAAGAUUGUUCUGUAAUCAAAUUGAAAUGUGAUUAGGAUGUUACUAACUCGAAGCCUUUAGCUGGACAAAUGUGACGAUAUCCCCACUGUGCAGCUACAACAGGAAUGAGUUUGUCAUGUGACCUGAUUUAAUAUUUCAAAGUGAAUCUGGAUUAAAACCCGAUGUAGACGUUGCAGGUUUGGUUUCGAAGCCAAAAGGCAGUGACUGUAUUUUAUAUUGGGAUUGUUGCUAUGGUUGAAACCAUUCAAUGGGUCCCUCCAUCUUAAAGCACCCGUAGGUGUGUUCUGUCGCGCUCUGGCCUUUUUGUGAGUGGCGUCUGGUCUGAGCCGGUGACGUACUGCCCUCCGCAGGCUCCUCUCAGUCGCCGCGGCGAUCCUCCUAACGUCCUGCGCUCUGAUUGGAUGCUCAUGAAACAUUAUGUUCUACCUCAUUGUGUGUUCACCCUGCCAUUCGGACACCCGUCCCCCCUACAGUCAGACGCCGCAGGAUUCAACAGUUUGGGGGGGUUUGAACUGGUUUCACAUUAGAACUGUGACGGGCUCAAUCGCACCAUACACUAAACCUAGCUGCAAAACGACAACAUCCGACACCCACUUUGGAGUGAACCGGAUUAUUUGAAUUCUUAAGAAAUACCUGGCUUCUAUUUUUUUUUUUUUUUUUUUUUUUUUAAUGAAAUGAUUUAUGAAGUGCAAUUGUUUUAUGCUCAUAUGCAUGGAGUUUGAAUCUCUGCUGUUUUAAUGCUUGCAUCUUUGAACAGUGCUCGCUAGCCUUCCGUUGUGCCCCCCAAACCCUCCCCUCCUGCGCAGUGGUUUGAACAUGGCACGCUUGCCUGCAUGUUUAGUCCUCCGCAAAGCACAGCUGUUCCAGAUGUGCGAAACUGACAGUGAGCCAAACCCAACUCUCGUCCUUGAUUUUGCCAGAUGUGCCAAUACACAUCCUAUCCUGAAGGAAGUUAUUUAGCUUAGGUGUCUUAAGUCGAAAUGCCUAUUUUUUUUUUUCUUCCUGUUUGCACGUCUUAUUUCAAAGUUCUGGGACAAAAUAAGCAAAAGAAGGGAUGUUUGACGUACGGCUUAACGUGCCCUUAGAGGCAGCUUCAUCCUUAUUUGCCAUGAAUUUGUGUGUGUGCGCGAGAGAGAGAGAGACACACUUACUAUUUGCUGUUCACAUGUAGAAGCAGUAUAUUAUGCGUCCGUGCACUGUAGAUGUCGUACUGCGUUUCCCAAUGUCUUGCUCACGUGGCUGGUGUAAAAACAAGAGUGACUGAUUUAAUGUAUAUAAAAGUCCCACACCGUCGCGCUCCUGCUGUGCUGCAAACCUUCACAGCUGCUGCUCCUGAGUGAGUUCUGUGUGCGCUUCAGCCUUAAACAUGUCAGCCCAAGGGGGGGGGGGGGGAAGCCUCGGCACUUUUGGACUUGCAUGCUCCUCUUCCUCCUCGCUGGAGUGAGGAGGAAGAAGACCGGAGAGCAGCUCACGCUCACCUGGCCUCUCCGCUGUUGUCCCUGUGCUGAGUCGCUCCCAACCGGCCCUGUUCCCAUUUCCUAUAUAUUUUGAGUGGCACCUGUUUUUCUGCUGUUUUCUCUUUAAACGGGUGACGUGUUCAUGUCAUAAAUGUAAGCGCUGCGGACCAAGGUUACCAGCAUCUCUGCGUGGACAAUUACUCCCCAGUGUCUGGUGUCAUUUGCAUGUGAUCAGGGCGGGAAAUAAUACACCAGCCGGCGAGUGUUGACACAACGUGACUAUCUGCUGUUCGUGUGAGUAGACUGAUGGUCCACAACUCCACAUAAAGUCCUCUUACAUUUCAAAAAGGUCUCAAUUAGGCAGUAAAAUGUUGUACUCUGUUUGCUGCUGGUGGACAAAGUUAAUUUCCUGUCCUGCAUGUGAUAACUGUGGGCUUUGAUUUAUGCACUUUAAUCCAUCCACCUCUCUCCUAAAGAUACUUAUUGAGAUAUAUAUAUAUAUAUAAUAUGUGUGUGUGUGUGUGUGUGUGUGUGUGUGUGUGUGUGUGUGUGUGUGUGUGUGUGUGUGUGAGCAAAUGUGUAUACACUCAAUGCAGGGUUUAAGUCUCUUUUAAAGUAGUUCUUCUAUGUGAUGUCAAAUUCAACAUAAUGCUAUUUUUGUUAAGAGUCUAAGGGUACAGCUAUUCAAUUUUUUUUUUUCAAAACCAAAAAUGAUUAUGUGGGGGGGGGGGGGGGAUCUGGAAGGUCUCAGGAGUUUAUCAAAAAGACACACUUUAAAAAAUGGCAGCACCAAAAUUUCUGUUCUUGAACUCAGAAUUGAUUCUAUGCAACAUGUUUUCCCCUUUUUCUCAUUUUUGGUGUUACCAGCUUUUAUUGAUCCUGGACGGGCGAGAUGCAUUAAGCUGGUUUUUAAGGUGUGAGUCCUAUACAACGAUUCUGUUCAUGCACCCAGUUGUGCUGCUACAGAGCGAAGGACCUCUCAUGUGAGUGGAAUUUAAAAAAGAAAAAAAAAAAACCAUUCAUUUGUGAUCCAAAUGUCCUCGCAGAGAGAAAGCCACAUCGGGACGUUUGGUGCAUGCGGAGCCCCUCCUGUCAGUUUGCACUCUGUGGCUCAAAGACAUUAGUUGGUGUAUGAAAUACAAACAGAUUAUCAAUAAUGAAUCUUAUUGGGUCGCUUCGAGGGAAGCCGCUGGACGAUGUGAUGACACUGUACUAUUGAUGUUGUAUAAAUGGAGAGAGAGACUUAUUUUAAAUCUUGUAAAUAAAAAAUGUACAAAGGUGAAAGCAAGAUACAUAUAAAAACUGCACAUCAGUCUGAGAUGUAAAGAGAAAUUAAUCUGUAUAUUGUUGAAUAAAUAUCGUGCCGUAAGGGA